This is a messenger RNA of Theileria equi strain WA, 534 nucleotides long. RefSeq lists its product as hypothetical. The record is from RefSeq and is a predicted model, not a curated record. The coding region runs from base 1 to 534 and encodes 177 amino acids. Lineage: Eukaryota; Apicomplexa; Aconoidasida; Piroplasmida; Theileriidae. The transcript has a single exon.
AUGCCACUCCUGAUUUACUAUAACCAAGACGGGCACAAGUGGUUCAGAAGAAACGUUAAAUCUGGAAACACCUGGAGCGAGGUUGGUAAAAAUCAUAAAGAGAUUCCUAAAAAUAGUGAUAAAGAUGGUAAUAUGCGGAAACUCCUCCAGCUAACUGGAUAUCAUCCUCAAAUUACUCCAGAUUUAUCUAAGCCGUAUGGAAAAUCAUACUCUGGUGGAGAGACUGGUGUGACAAUUACUGUGAGAAAUGCUCCACUUGGUAAUGGCUAUUGGAAAUAUAAACAUUCUUUGAGAGGUGGACUCUUCGAGCUAAAAGAGGUUAAACAUACUGAACAAGUUCCUCUUACCUAUAGAACGUAUGAUGGAAAAUUGGAGAGUAUUACAGCCUUUUACUAUGGAACUACUCCUACAGAGCGGCCUAAUCUUCUCCUGGUUGAACUUGUUAUAAGAAGGGGGUGGAACUACAAAAGAAUACCAAUACUUUCACAGAGAAACAAAGGACGCCAAGGAUUGGAAAGAAUAUUCUAUACCUGA